Sciurus carolinensis (gray squirrel) is the source of this 936-nucleotide messenger RNA. RefSeq names its product olfactory receptor 7G2-like. The transcript has a single exon. Lineage: Eukaryota; Metazoa; Chordata; Mammalia; Rodentia; Sciuridae. Gene Ontology annotation, biological process: G protein-coupled receptor signaling pathway. Bases 1 to 936 code for a protein of 311 amino acids. Gene Ontology annotation, molecular function: olfactory receptor activity; G protein-coupled receptor activity. Gene Ontology annotation, cellular component: membrane. The record is from RefSeq and is a predicted model, not a curated record.
AUGGAACCCACAAACCAAACAGUUGUUUCAGAAUUCCUUCUCCUGGGACUCACAAAUGACCCAGCACUGCAGCCCUUCAUCUUCAGCCUGUUCCUGUUCAUGUACCUGGUAACCAUCCUGGGAAAUCUGCUCAUUAUCCUGGCUGUCAGCUCUGACCCUCACCUCCACACCCCCAUGUACUUCUUCCUCUCCAACCUAUCCUUGGCUGACAUCUGUAUGGGCACAACCACCAUCCCAAAGAUGCUGGUGAACAUUCAAGCACAGGAUCAGAGCAUCAGUUACACAGACUGCCUCUCCCAGGUCUGCUUUGUCUUGAUUUUUGGUGGUUUAGAAAACUGUGUCCUUGCAGUAAUGGCCUAUGACCGCUAUGUGGCCAUUUGUCACCCCCUGAGGUACAUGGCAAUCAUGAACCCUUACCUCUGUGUCCUGCUGAUUCUAGUCUCCUUGCUCAUUAGCAUUGCAUUUGGUCUACUUCACACUCUGAUGAUCCUGCAGCUGUCCUUCUGCACAACCUUAGAGAUUCCUCACUUCUUCUGUGAUCUUGUUCAAGUCAUUGAUCUCGCCUGUUCUGAUACUCUGGUCAAUAAUCUCCUGAUAUAUUCAGUGGGUAACAUAUUUUUUGGUGUCCCUCUCUCAGGGAUUAUUUUCUCUUAUUCUCAAAUUGUCUCCUCUAUCUUGAGAAUGCCAUCAGGGGGUGGAAGAGCUAAAGUUUUUUCCACCUGUGGGUCUCACCUCUCAGUUGUGUCCUUAUUCUAUGGGACAGGUUUUGGAGUUUACCUCAGCUCUUCAGUUACUGACUCUUCCAUUAAGAAUGCAGUGGCUUCAGUGAUGUACAGCGUGGUCCCUCAAAUGCUGAACCCUUUUAUCUACAGUUUGAGGAACAGGGAAAUGAAGGGAGCCCUGAGACAUCUCAUUACUGGGAUACCUUUGCUGUGA